AUGUCGUUGGAAGUCUACCCCGCGUCCCCCGCCGACGCGCCCGAACUCACACAACUCUUCUACGCCACCUUCCGUAGCGGCCUCGACACAACCAUGUUUCCCAACACGCCAGAUGUCACGGAAUGGUGGGAGAAUGCUUUUAGCGCCGAUAUUACGCGCUCAAUUGCACGCGAGACCAACGAUUUGUUCUUGAAGGUGGCGGAAGGGUCGGAAAGUGGCCCCGUUGUCGCAUUCGCGAAAUGGAAGCGUCCCGUGUCGGCUGCAGAUCGCGAUCGACACGAAGAACAGAUCGUGUGGCCUGCUAGCAGUGAUAAGGAGCUUUGCGAUCGGUUUUUCGUUGAUAUGGAGGCGCGGCAUGAGAAGUGGAUGGGAGAGAGACCUCAUUAUUAUCUGGAUAUGCUGGGUGUUCACCCUUCCUACCAAGGCAAGGGACUGGGCUCGAAGCUCCUGAAAUGGGGUCUCACGCGCGCAGAUGCUGAAGGUGUGGAGGUUUAUCUAUCUGCAUCUCCGGCUGGGAGACCCUUGUAUGCGAAAUAUGGGUUCAAGGAAGUUGAUACCUUUUCGCCGUACCCCAACUAUGUGCAGGUGGGAAUGAUACGCUCGCCCAAUGCUCAAUAG
Messenger RNA from Penicillium vulpinum, 618 nucleotides. Its product is annotated as GNAT family N-acetyltransferase. Gene Ontology annotation, molecular function: acyltransferase activity, transferring groups other than amino-acyl groups. The transcript is spliced from 2 exons. The coding region runs from base 1 to 618 and encodes 205 amino acids. The record is from RefSeq and is a predicted model, not a curated record. Lineage: Eukaryota; Fungi; Ascomycota; Eurotiomycetes; Eurotiales; Aspergillaceae.